Molecule: messenger RNA, 854 nt
Organism: Corticium candelabrum
Lineage: Eukaryota; Metazoa; Porifera; Homoscleromorpha; Homosclerophorida; Plakinidae
Product: 2-5A-dependent ribonuclease-like
Exons: 7
Coding region: 54-689 (211 amino acids)
Molecular function (GO): protein binding
Source: RefSeq, a predicted model, not a curated record
GGAAGUCAGCGUCGUGGUCAGUUCCGUCUUCUCGUUUUCUGCAGUCUGAGAGAAUGAGUGAGAGAGACAUCACAACAUUGAAUAGCCAACUAGUGGUUGCUGUAAGGAAAAACGAAGGUGAUGAAGUUGACAGAUUGUUGAGUCUAGGAGCAUCCGCAAAUGCGUGUGAUGAUGGAUGGCCUGUACUGAUGGAAGCUUGUAGUAGACGCUACCAUUCUGUAUGUAAGCUGCUAGUGAAGAGAGGGGCAAAUGUGAACAGAACUACUUCUACAGGUGUGACUGCUCUAAUGAGGGUAGCAAUGGAUGGUGAUGAAGAAAUGGUCGACUUCCUUUUAUCAUUAAAUGCUGAUGCUAGACAGAAGGAUAGGGAUGGUGAGACUGCAUUUGAUUGGGCUAUGGGAGCAGGUCACAUGUCAACAGCUGGUCGUUUGGUGUUGGCGACUCAAAGAAUUGAAGAUGUUACAGUUGAGCAUCGUCUUCUUGUGUUGCUUUGGGCAUGUAAGAACAAGAGAGAUGAUGUGAUAAAAUCAAUUGUUAAGCUGGGAACAGAAAUGAAGGAUGAUUUGGGACAAACUUUACUUCACGGUGCUGCUCGUUAUGGCAGGCUUGAUGUGGUUGAGCUUCUCUUGGCCAACAAGGCAGAUGCUGAUGCUUCAGACAAGGUAGGUGUAGUGACAAUCAAAUAUUGAAAUGUUAGGUAGGUGUAGCAACAAUUAAGUUAAAAGGUAACUGCAACGCAAAAAUCAAAAGUUCUUUUAUGUUGGAAUCGAUAGUUCUAGUUGCAUACAUGACAGGAAAAAUAGUUUUAAAUUUUUAAGAUAAGCCUUCGCUGUGAUAUAGCAGGUGAAAGUUGC